Molecule: messenger RNA, 2341 nt
Organism: Cucurbita pepo subsp. pepo (vegetable marrow)
Lineage: Eukaryota; Viridiplantae; Streptophyta; Magnoliopsida; Cucurbitales; Cucurbitaceae
Source: RefSeq, a predicted model, not a curated record
GAACAAAUUCCAGAUCUUUUGAUUUCUUUCACUCAUCUCCGAACUUCACUGAGCUUUCUGCAGCAAUGGCUUCCCGAUCUCCUCCCUUACAUCCGCAAGCUUCAGACCUAAUUCCAACAAUUCCCCAAAUGAUCGAAUCGUUGUCGAAACUGCACGGAGAGCUCUCCACUGCCCUCAAAGAAUCCACCACCAGGGCCCAAGCCGCCGCUAAUCGGCGUGCUCCAGCCUCCGCCGACGAUCAGAUAGAGGAGGCUGCAAGGCCUCAUACAGAGACUAAUGCUAGCAUCAGGGCGAAUCAAAAUCCCCAAUUUGAGAAGUUAUUGACCAACAUCGAGCAUUUGAAGGGGGCGUUGGAGGCAACAAACGAGCUCGAUAAGCAGCUCAAAGAGCCGAUACAGAGCAUAAAAGGCAGUCUCGAGGAGGUUAUCAAAAGCGUCGAAUUAGAUCAGAAAAUCGAAGAGAAUUUUCUUGAUGCGGUAAGUAAGGAUAUGAAGACGUUGAAGUUCCAAAUUCCUUCGUACCAAAAGUUGUCCUUGGCUGGAAACACCGCCCAUUUGGUUGACAAGGGAGGUGGAACGGCGAGGCAGGAUGAGUUCAAGUUGCCAAAUUUGUAUGCCCAUAAGGUGUUCGACGAAAGUCCUGCUUUUAUAGAAAUUCAGGACAUUUACAACGGCUUUGGUGAUGAUAUCUGUAAGAAGUGCUUUUUGUAUUUUGCUGCGUUUCCUGAAAAUGUAGUGUUGAAGAAGCGAUUACUUACACAUUGGUGGAUUGGAGAAGGCCUUCUGGACUCUUCUGGCAGUGGAGAUCAAAUGCCUGAAGUUCGUGCUGGUGAGAUCCUUAAGAAAUUUGCAGAGAAGGGUUUGAUUGUGCCGCUGAAGGAAGAACAGAAGAAGGUCAAAAAGAAGUUUACAAUGCCACCUAUUGUUCGUUCUGCUGCAAUUAUCCUGGCCAAAAAAGAGCAGUUUUUGAAUUAUGAUUCCGGGGACAACCCAAUUGGCAAAUCUUCUGGCUGUGAUAGGAUUUUUCUGGUGAAGGGGGGAGGUCUUCGCCAGCCGAAAGCACCGACGUUGACGACGGAUCAGAAUUUGGAAGUUACCAUGGAAUCAAUCUUCAAUGUUAGCCAACCUUUCCCUGAUUCUGCAUUGGAGUGGUUGGCCAAGAAAGGGGAAGUAGACAUGAGAACUGACAAAGUUGUGGAGUGGUUGUUAAAGCUGAAAAACCUCAAAGUUCUUUACUUGGGGAGAUGGCAAAGUGCAGUUGAUGAGCAGCAAAUUGAGGUCGAAAGCCUUGAGUUCUUAGAAGGUUUGAAGAAGAUGAAAAAACUGAGGCUUUUGAGCCUCCAAGGGAUCUCCUGGAUCAACAAGCUUCCAAAUUCCAUAAGAACAUUGAGUGAACUCAGAGUGUUAGACUUGAAAUCUUGUUUCAAUCUGGAGACACUUCCUCAGGGCAUAGGAUCUCUCAAGAGGCUCACACAUUUGGAUGUCUCCGGCUGCUAUAUGCUUGAUCAGAUGCCAACAUCCAUAUCCAAACUCACUGAACUUAGAGUCUUGAAGGGGUUUGUUACAGGGAGGUCAAGUCUCAAUGAUCUGAGAGGUUUUAAGAAGCUCAGAAAGUUGAGCAUCAACACGAACAGGCGUGAUUUCCCCGACGAAACGGAUCUCCGUGUUCUCCAAGAUCUUGGGGAGCACGGUAAGCUUCGAACUCUCGGCAUUGUAUGGGUGGCUGAAGGGUUGAAGCAACCAUCAUCAGGCGAACGAAACAUGAUACGACAAGUAACGAGGAAAAUCGGCAGACAGCUAACCAUGCAAUUGAGCAAACAAAGGGAUCAGUCUAAUGAUGUGAUCUUAGAACUACCAAAAGAGUUAGAGAAGCUUGAGAUGGAAUGUCUGCCAAAGGAGAAGCUACCCUUAUGGCUAAAUCCUUCAAAUUUGACAAGCCUGAAGAGACUCUACAUUAGAGGAGGGAAACUAGCAGAGCUCGGGAACGAACCAUGGAAGGCCGAGGUCGUUCGUCUGAAAUACAUGACGGAAUUAAAGAUAGAAUGGAGAGAACUUCAGAAAUCUUUCCCAAAUUUGAGUUACUUGCAGAAAGUACGAUGUCCAAGAGUUACUUUCUGCCCCUGUGAUGCCAAUGGAGUGUGGAUGAAACCAUGCCAGUAGUGAUAAAAACAAUGGUGGCAUUGAGAAGCAGCAACCUAAAAGAGCAGCUGGUUAUGGUGCGUAUACUAAAUGUAUGGUUCUUUCUGAGUCUAUAUUCAUUUUGGUUAUGUUUCCUGAAUGUUUGCUCAUGAGUUGAUUUCAUUCAUAGAAAAUUGAAUUGAGAGUCAUUGAAGUUGGAUCUA